AUGGCAUUGCCUUCGCCUUCAUGUUUGACGGCGCAACUGCAUUUUCUAGCUCGCAACCCCAAAUACGAAUACGAAAAGCCUUACACGCUUCGAUAUAUCCCAAGCCCCAAAGACGGCCUUUCUCAGAGCAACAUUGACCGAGUCCAACAUGAAGUCAAGUUCAAUGAUCUGCGCCUUCGGUCCUUAGAUUACAGCGAGUGUGGCUUCACAGUGACCGACUGCUCAUCCACCCUGCAGUAUGACGACUACGCAGACACCGAUAAGAUCGAGAAAAUCCAUGCUCCAGAAGUUAUGGUUGCGACUAGUGAAGCAGGCUCUGGCUCACGCCUGCUCAUGUACGACGUAGAUCAUACCUACGAAGGUGGCAGGGCCAUCAUUCAGGAAACCUUUGGUGGGGAGGCAGAUGCAAUAUUGGCGCGACGCUGGCAGUGUCUUCCGUGGUUCCCGGAGCAUAUUUACCAUCGACUCGGCUGCCCCGAGACUCUGCCACGUCUGUUUCUGCACAUACAUCACAAAUGGAACCACCCACAUCAUGCUGUGAUUGGGCUGACAAGGUGCCUUGCAAGCGUGUGGCAUCCUCUUCGAGGGCCUUUGGUCGAUUGGCCUCUGGCAUUGUGCGAUGCCCAGACCGUCGACUUCGCACGGGAUACGAUGGCGGGCGAUGUCGUCGAUCGUGACCACGUUUUUGAGAAUACGCAAGUUCAUUUCAACGAAGGACAAAGAUGGUUUUACCUCUCAAAUCAGUUGCCGACAGAAUUGCUGAUCUUCAAGAACGCUGACUCGCAGGAGCCCCUGGGGGCGAAUCCUGGGGUUCCCCAUGCCUCUUUCGACAAUCCCAUCACAAGCAAAGGGGACUUCAGAAGGGAAAGCAUUGAAAUGCGUGUCUUGGUUCAAUGGGACUGA
This is a messenger RNA of Colletotrichum abscissum, 903 nucleotides long. RefSeq names its product methyltransferase CmcJ. Lineage: Eukaryota; Fungi; Ascomycota; Sordariomycetes; Glomerellales; Glomerellaceae. The coding region runs from base 1 to 903 and encodes 300 amino acids. The record is from RefSeq and is a predicted model, not a curated record. The transcript has 4 exons. Gene Ontology annotation, molecular function: oxidoreductase activity.